AUGGAUAAACAACCUUUGAUGGUUUCUGAGGCAUCAAAUUCCUUGAAAAAGCUCAAAGAAAUGCAAGAAAUAACUGACGGUUUAAAACUUGAAAUUCAUCGUAAAGAGGCUCAUGUGAACAUCUUACAACAGAAGCUAAAACGCUGUGAGGACAGCGUACGGGAAACAUUAUUAUAUCAUGAUAAGGAAAAGGAUGAAUUAACACGUCAAUGUAUUACACUACGAGGUGAACGUGAAUUAGCAUUACGUGAAAUUUAUCAAAAAGAUGAACAAUUAACUGAAUUACAAUAUCAAUUAUCCAGUCAAAAAUCAAAUGUUGCAGCUAUGGAAAUACAAUUAGAUAUUCUAAAGGCUAAACUUGAUGAUGAAACAAAACGAGCAAAUGAUUUAGAAAAAUCUUUAAUUGAAAGUCGUUCAGAAUUAAUUGAAUUCAAUACAAUAAUAAGACAAUUAGAAAUUCAUUAUCAACAAGAAUUAAAUCGUGUUCAAUCAACACCACAAAAUGAAUUUAAAGAUAAAAUACGUCAACUUGAACAAAAACUAAGUGAUGCCUUCCUAAAGUCAGAAAAUGAUCGAUACAUUAAAAAUAAACAAACUGAUAAGAAUGAUAUACUUUUAAAAGAAAAUGUCUAUUUGUCUAGUGAAUUAGAAAAAUUAAGAAAAUUAGCUGAAGAAUCUCAAUCAUUAUUUGAACGAAGUCAAAUUAAACAAACAGCAGAUAUUGCUGAGCUGAAUCGAUUAAAACAACGUGAAAAUGAAUUAAUGCAUAUGAAUGCAAUGCUUCGUCAAGAUGUUUUACUCAAAUCUAAUGAAAAUGAUAAACUUCAACAACAGCUUGCAUAUCAAGAAAAAACAUUUGGUAAUUUACUGUCAGAUAAACAAAUCCAACCAAAUUUAACUCAAGAAUUUGAAUCUUUGAAGAGAGAACGUCAAAUGUUAGUCGAGAAUAUGAAGAAGAUUAAUGAGGAGAUAGCUGAACAAAAACUCAAAAUUGAUCGAUUAGAAAAAGAGAAAAUUAAUAAACCUUUAAACAACAACAACAUUAACAACAACAAUGUUAGUAGUCUACCAAAUGAUAAUUUGAAAAACAAACCAAUCAAUGACAAUAAUAAUAAUAAUAUUAAAAAUACUAUUCAAUUAUUAUUGAAUGAACCAAAUUUACCACCUGUAAAUGUUAACAACAAAGCCAAUAAUGCAUCAUCACCAAGAACAGGACACUUGAAUCCAGUAGAUGAGGCGAUUGUUCAAGCAAUUCAACGAAAACCUAGAAAGUAA
Messenger RNA from Schistosoma turkestanicum, 1275 nucleotides. The record is from the annotation of a GenBank genome assembly. Lineage: Eukaryota; Metazoa; Platyhelminthes; Trematoda; Strigeidida; Schistosomatidae.